AUGGCCAUCAUGGCCUCGCUCGUGGCCACCGCCCUGCUGCUGUUCUUCGCUCGAAUAGCAAGCUGCGUGCCAGCCAUCUCGUUCCCCUUCAACGCCCAGCUGCCGUCGGUUGCCCGCAUCGACAAGUCGUUCUCCUACUCCUUCUCGCCCUACACCUUCACCUCGAGCUCCAAGAUGACCUACGCCUUGGGCACCCACCCGAGCUGGCUGUCGAUCGAGAGCGGCACCCGUCGUCUGUACGGCACCCCGAAGGACUCGGCCGUCGAUGCCGGCGACGUCGUGGGCCAGCCCGUCGACAUCAUCGCCACCGACGACACGGGCUCGACGACGAUGAGCGCGACCAUUGUCGUUUCCCGCUUGUCGCCACCGUCCGUCAAGGUGCCGAUGCAAUCGCAGAUUGCCAGCUUCGGCAAAUUUUCUGCUCCCUCGUCCAUCCUCGCCAACCCGUCCACCCCUUUCACCUACACCUUCAGCCGAGGCACUUUUGGCACGCCGGAACCCAACUACUACGCCUCCUCGGGCAACAGCAGCCCCUUGCCGGCUUGGAUCCGAUUCGACGCCGCCUCCCUCACCUUCUCGGGAACGACGCCGCCGGUCGAGUCCCUGGUCCAGCCGCCGCAGACCUUCGACUUCAGGCUCGUCGCCUCCGACGUCGUCGGCUUCUCCGCGGCCUCGCUCUCCUUUUCCAUCGUCGUCGGCAGCAACGGCAGCCACACGCUGACGACGGACAAACCCGUCAUCGCCCUCAACGCGAGUCGCCAGACGGAACUCGCCUACGACGGCGUGCUGAACGGCGUGAAGCUGGAUGGAAAGCAGGUCGUCGCGGCCGAGUUGAACGCGACGACGGAUGGCCUGCCGAGCUGGUUGGCGUACGACGCACAGAUUGGCAAGCUUCAAGGGACGCCUGGGCCCGAUGACCACUCGACAAAUUUCACCAUCAGCUUCCAAGACAAAUUCUCCGACAAGCUGGACGUCCUCGUCGUCCUGCAAGUCUCCUCGGCCCUUUUCGAAUCCACCCUGGACGACAUCAAGGUUCGGCCCGGCAGCGACUUCGAAGUCGAUUUGGCCAAGCACUUCCGCAACCCAAACGACGUCGACAUCCAGGUGACGUCCGAUCCGGAGCAGGACUGGCUCAAGGUCGAUGGCCUCCAGCUGUCCGGCAAGGUUCCCGACUCGGCCAAGGACAAUUUCACCAUCACCAUCACGGCAUCGUCCAAGAGUUCAGCCGUGAAGGAGACGGCAGGAUUCGGCGUCAUCUUCCUCGAGCUCGAGGAAGCAACACCCACCGUCACGGUGGCGGCUUCGACGGCCGUCACGAAGGCGACGCAGACGCAGACGAGCCCUGUGGCCGAGAGCGCCACCGACUCGCAUUCCGGUCGACUCAGCACGGCACAAAUCUUGCUGGCGACCAUCAUACCCAUCAUCUUCAUCACCUUUCUCCUCAUUCUGCUCGCCUGCUUCUUCCGCCGUCGACGCGCACGCCAAACCUACCUCUCCGGCAAGUAUCGCAAGAACAUGCCAGACUCGGUCCCCGCCAACCUCGGUGCCGCCGACUCGGACCAUUCGGUCAUGAGCCAGGUGCAUGUGAUGAAAGGAGGAGUGGGCGUGCACACGGAAAGGCAGCUUUUCAGGCCUGGGAAGGAAGGAUACGCCGACGGCAUCUCGCCGUCGUCCUCGAGGGAGCGGUCGUCUGUCACGUUGGGCAGCUUAUCCGACCCCGAGAUGCCCCGGCCACUCUUCGCCGAAGCGCCGGGGACGAUUACGAUUCGGAGCAUCGACCAGUCCGAGAGCGAGGUCGACCGGCAAUCUUGGGUCACGGUGGAAGUGGAGGGGACGGCGACGACGGUAACGGGAAGCAACGGGUCCAACACAACCUUCCCCGGGUCGCCCCAUCAGAUGCUCCCGAUGCCGAGGUAUCUCACCGAGUCGAGGACCAUGUCCACGCUCGGAGACGUUUCCAACUUUCAGCCCACGCCGACCAUCAUCCCACGGAAGGAAAAGCAGAGUCUGGGGACCCACUCGAUCGUCACGUCGAGCUCGGCUGCGCUCCCGCGCGGGUUUGAGAGCGGCCAGAGGAAGCCAGUGCCGGAGCAGGGGUCAACGGCAAACUGGGAGACGAUAGCGGAGAGCGACGCCGGCGGCAGCGUGUCCGUCAUCAGGAAACCGUCCAAGGCUCUGCUUACGUCCCGGACCGAGGAUUCCAAAGGUUGGUACGACACCGACUCUUCGGCCGAGAGCAAGGACUUUGAAACGGACAUGUCGUUUGGCUCCGCCGAGAACUGGCGGGUCAUCGGGAGCUUCCGAGGCGUCGGGACAGCCAGGCAGAGCGCGUCGCACAAGGAUCUCGUUCACGAGACCCCGUACCGUGCUUCACGGCCAGGCACAGGACGAACCGAGAGUGACAGGCCAGAGGCUCUGUCGCCGAGCACAUGGCGUGAGACGGGGCGGUCGACCGGAGCGCAAGGAGAACGAUCGAUGAGCAGCGUCCCGAAGCAUGUGAUGGACGAGGACCAGGACGAGGACGCCGACGACGGCGAAGCAAUCAUCAACAUGUCCGGGGGGAAUGGCGAGCCAGAGCCGGCAACGCAUCGGACAGGGUGGAGCAGGGAACAUUCUCACCACCAAAGAUCAGAUGCCGGGGGGAGCUUUUCGGUGUUUUUGUAA
Molecule: messenger RNA, 2664 nt
Organism: Drechmeria coniospora
Lineage: Eukaryota; Fungi; Ascomycota; Sordariomycetes; Hypocreales; Ophiocordycipitaceae
Exons: 1
Coding region: 1-2664 (887 amino acids)
Cellular component (GO): membrane
Molecular function (GO): calcium ion binding
Source: RefSeq, a predicted model, not a curated record